AUGAUUAAACGACUUCUUGUUCCGAAUUUUCGUCAUUUUCAUCAAUUCCGAAUGAAUCACAACCUCGUGUCAGUGACUGAGAGUGAUGGCAUAAGAAACAUAACAAUGAUUGAUACCAAAAAGCGAAAUUGUUUGUCACUUGAAAUGAUGGAAAAUUUGUUGCAUGAAAUCAAAAGGAAUGAAGACGACAAAGAAUUGCGGGUUAUUGUUUUAUCGUCUAGUGGUCCGGUAUUCUCAUCGGGUCAUAAUUUGAAAGAAUUAUCUUCAGACAAGGGCGCAGAAAAUCAGAAAAAAGUCUUCGAUAAAUGUCACGAACUGAUAAAAUCAAUUAUUGCUUCACCUCUUCCAGUCAUAUCAAAAAUUGAUGGUUUAGCUGCAGGUACUGCUGGUCUACAGUUGGCAGCUUCAUGCGACAUCGCAAUUUGCAGUGAGAAAAGCACAUUCUCGACUCCUGGUGCUUCAUUUGGAAUUUUCUGCAGCACACCCGGCAUCGCCAUUUCCAGAACAAUUCCUCGAAUGAAAUCGAGUUACAUGCUUCUGACUGGUCUUCCAAUCUCUUCCGAAGAAGCACUUCGUGUGGGACUCGUAAGCAGCGUAGUCCCAAGUGAGAAACUCGAUCAAGAGCUCAACGAAAUUUGCGAUGCCAUUAAAAGCAAGUCAAGAGCUGUCGUGUCAUUUGGAAAGAAAUUUUACUAUCAACAAUUAGGAAUGGAUUUGAAUUCGAGUUACAUCGCAGGUAGUCAAGCCAUGGUUGAUAACUUGCAACUUAAAGACGGACAAGAGGGCAUCAAAAGUUUCAUAGAGAAACGAAAACCUGUGUGGAGCAACGAGUGA
Molecule: messenger RNA, 834 nt
Organism: Clunio marinus
Lineage: Eukaryota; Metazoa; Arthropoda; Insecta; Diptera; Chironomidae
Source: the annotation of a GenBank genome assembly